AUGGGGUCGAUCGCGCUCCCGUACAUGCAGACAGCGCCCAAGCUGAUCUUUUUCACCGAUUUCGAUGGCACCAUCACCGUCGAGGACAGCAACGACCACAUGAUCGACAAUCUCGGCUUCGGCCGGGAGAGACGCCUCGUGCUGAAUGACCAGGUGCUGGACGAGACGCUGAGCUUCCGAGAUGCCUUCCGCGAAAUGCUCGAGAGCAUCAAGACCCCCUACGACGAAUGCAUUGCAACCCUCCUGAAGAAGAUGAAGCUGGACCCCUACUUCGCCGAGUUCUACUACUGGGCCAAGGACAACAACGUACCCAUCGUCAUCCUGUCCUCAGGAAUGCGGCCGAUUAUUAGCGCCCUGCUGGAGCACUUCCUGGGCCACAAGCCGGCCAGCCACCUCACGAUUGUCUCUAACGAGGUGGUGAGCCGCGAUGGCAAGGACAUCAACAGUGAAGGCGGUUGGCAGAUCCAAUAUCACGACAAUAGCCAUUUCGGCCAUGACAAGUCCCUGGAGAUCAAGCCAUACGCCGCAUUGCCCGAAGGCGAGCGCCCGGUGCUGCUGUAUGCUGGCGAUGGCGUCUCGGACCUGUCUGCGGCUGCGGAAACGGAUCUUUUGUUUGCGAAAAAGGGCAAGGAUCUGGUGUUGUACUGCGAACGCCGCGGAAUGCCCUUCACGACCUUUGAGAACUGGUCGACCAUCCUCUCAACCACGAAGGAUAUCCUGGCGGGCAAAGUGUCGGCCCAAGAAGUGGCCCAGGCGCACAAGAGCCAGUAG
Molecule: messenger RNA, 771 nt
Organism: Penicillium lagena
Lineage: Eukaryota; Fungi; Ascomycota; Eurotiomycetes; Eurotiales; Aspergillaceae
Product: putative Phosphoserine phosphatase
Exons: 5
Coding region: 1-771 (256 amino acids)
Molecular function (GO): phosphatase activity
Source: RefSeq, a predicted model, not a curated record